Medicago truncatula (barrel medic) is the source of this 733-nucleotide messenger RNA. Its product is annotated as glucan endo-1,3-beta-glucosidase. NCBI's taxonomy places the organism in Eukaryota, Viridiplantae, Streptophyta, Magnoliopsida, Fabales, Fabaceae. Bases 124 to 465 code for a protein of 113 amino acids. The record is from RefSeq and is a predicted model, not a curated record. The transcript is spliced from 4 exons.
CACUCACUCACACACACUCUAAUCUACCACUAUAUAUCAUUCAGCUUCUCAUUCACUCCACUGCCACUGAAUAGUAUAGCAGUACUAACAUUAGUACAACGUUGCAGACAAGGCAUCAUAACCAUGGCUAAACUACCUCUUCUCUUUUUCCUUCUUUUCUUGUCUCUCAAAUCAGGAGGGAAUAUGAUCAUGGUUAAUGGGCAGAAAACUUGGUGUGUGGCAAAGCCUUCAUCAGAUCAAGCAACACUUUUGUCCAACCUCAAUUAUGCUUGCUCCCACGUUGAUUGCAGAGUUCUUCAGAAAGGAUGCCCCUGCUCUAGUCCUGAAAAUCUCAUGAACCGCGCUUCCAUCGCCAUGAAUCUCUAUUAUCGAUCUAAAGGAACGGACCACUGGAACUGCGAUUUCAGAGGAUCCGCUCUUGUUGUUGUGACCGAUCCAAGUUAUGGUAACUGCAUUUAUGCAUAGAAGUGGACUGGUCACUAGUACAAUAUACAAGUAUAGUACUACUAUAGUAUGCUAUUUAAUUUAAUUGGGUUGUCAUUUCAAACCAUAUGGAUAUAGGCAUAUGCCACGCUACAUUAAAUCAAAUGUGCCCUUAACUUUGAAGUAUCUUGAGUAAAAAAAAUACUUUGAAGCAUUUUGAAUAACUUUUUCCAUCUAAAUUUUGCACCAAAUAAUGUUCAGAUACCAAUUAAAUUUACACUAUUAAUUUGUACCCAUCCGUUCAUUUUUA